Molecule: messenger RNA, 2040 nt
Organism: Medicago truncatula (barrel medic)
Lineage: Eukaryota; Viridiplantae; Streptophyta; Magnoliopsida; Fabales; Fabaceae
Product: pectinesterase
Exons: 2
Coding region: 9-1760 (583 amino acids)
Biological process (GO): cell wall modification
Molecular function (GO): pectinesterase activity; enzyme inhibitor activity
Source: RefSeq, a predicted model, not a curated record
UCAUUAUUAUGGCUGAUAGUGAUGCACAGAUAGCAAGGAGAAGCGCCAUAAUUGGCGUAUCUACCUUGUUAUUGGUGGCCAUGAUUAUUGUUGUCAUGGUUGGCGCCAGAAACAAAUAUAGUUUUAAGGACGAUAUAGAAGACAAUAAAAAGAAUCAUGUUGCUUCUACGAUGAAAGCAAUACGAACCAUUUGUCAACCGACCGAUUACAAGAAGGAAUGUGAGGAAUCCUUAAGAGCAGAGGCAGAGGCAGACAAUGUUACAGACCCAAAAGAACUUAUUAAAAUAGCAUUCAAUGUUACCAUCAAGAAAAUUGGUGAAAAACUCAAGGAAACGGAUAUGUUGUGCGAGCUCGAGAAGGAUCCUAGAUCCAAGGAUGCACUUGAUACUUGCAAGCAACUUAUGGAUCUCUCAAUAGAUGAAUUCACAAGGUCGCUUGAUGGAAUAGGCAAGUUGAAUAUUCAAAAUAUUGAGAACAUUCUCAUGAAUUUGAAGGUUUGGCUCAAUGGUGCUGUCACGUACAUGGAUACAUGCUUGGAUGGAUUUGAGAAUACUACUAGCGAAGCUGGUAAAAAAAUGAAAGAGUUAUUAACAUCAAGCAUGCACAUGAGUAGCAAUGCUCUUGCCAUUAUUACAGAUUUUGCUGACACUAUCUCUGAUAUGAACGUGACCAAAAUUGUUGGACGUCGUCUCCUUCAAGAUUAUAAGACUCCUUCUUGGGUUGAACAUCGCAAACUCCUUGAUGCAAAGACAAACGCAUUCAAACAUACGCCUAAUGUUACCGUAGCUUUAGAUGGUAGUGGUGAUUUUAAGAGCAUCAAUGAGGCAUUGAAAAAGGUUCCUCAUGAGGAGAGCAAAACACCAUUUGUGAUCUACAUUAAAGCAGGUGUUUACCGAGAGUAUGUUGAAGUUUUAACAAAUAUGACACAUAUUGUGUUUGUUGGUGAUGGUGGUAAGAAGUCAAUAAUCACCGGCAACAAAAACUUUAUGGAUGGAGUUACGACUUACCACACCGCCACUGUUGCAAUUCAAGGAGAUCACUUUACCGCCAUUAACAUGGGUUUCGAGAACUCAGCUGGUCCACAAAAACAUCAAGCAGUGGCACUAAGAGUUCAAGGAGAUAAGGCUAUCUUCUACAAUUGCUCAAUGGAUGGAUAUCAAGACACACUUUAUGUACACGCCAUGCGUCAAUUCUACCGUGACUGCACCAUUUCAGGUACCAUCGACUUUGUCUUUGGCAAUGCAGAAUCAGUAUUCCAAAACUGCAAAUUUGUGGUCCGAAAGCCUAUGUCAGACCAACAAUGCAUUGUGACCGCACAAGGAAGAAAAGAAAGAACGGCACCAUCAGCAAUAGUCAUCGAAGGAGGCUCUAUUGUUGCCGACCCUGAGUUCUAUCCAGUCAGGUUUGACCACAAGUCCUACCUAGCCCGUCCAUGGAAGAACUUCUCAAGGACUAUCAUCAUGGAUACAUUCAUCGAUGAUUUGAUUCAUCCCGAUGGUUUUUUGCCAUGGCAUACAGAAGAGGGGCCUAUUAAUAUGGACACUUGCUACUAUGCUGAAUACCAUAACUAUGGCCCUGGUUCAGACAAAUCAAAGCGUGUGAAAUGGGCUGGAAUCUAUAACAUCAAUACAAAGGCUGCACAAAAGUUUGCACCAUCCAAGUUCUUCCAUGGUGGUGACUGGAUUAAGGACACUGGAAUUCCUUACUAUCCAAAUAUACCGGAACACAAGAAGCACGAAAAGACAGUGCCUAAAUGGUGAUCUUGAUAGUGUUUUUUUUUAAUGGAUGGUAGUGAGUGUAUAUGAAAAGUAUUCAUAAUUAAUCCCUAACUAUUACUUUUGUCGAUCCGUUUUGUCAUUUUGAUACCAUCGAUUAAGAGGAUGUUCUUAGUUUUUUUUUCAAGAGAUGCAUAGCUCUGCAAUUGAUGCAAGUUAAUGCCUCUUGUUUGUGAUUUUGUUGUUUAGGAGUGGUCACCCGUCUGUUUUGCAGAUAUAAAAAAAAUAAAAAAAUAAAUUCCAUUUUGCAUUGGAAUCAGAAUUG